Pipistrellus nathusii (Nathusius's pipistrelle) is the source of this 996-nucleotide messenger RNA. The record is from the annotation of a GenBank genome assembly. Lineage: Eukaryota; Metazoa; Chordata; Mammalia; Chiroptera; Vespertilionidae.
AUGGCGCGCGGUGGCCGCGGCCCCUGCCUGGCGCUGGCCGCGGGGCUGCUGCUGGCGCUGGCGCUGGCCCCCGGGACGCUGCGGGCCAAGCCCACGGUGCGCAAGGAGCGCGUGGUGCGGCCCGACUCGGAGCUGGGCGAGCGGCCGCCCGAGGACAACCAGAGCUUCCAGUACGACCACGAGGCCUUCCUGGGCAAGGAGGACUCCAAGACCUUCGACCAGCUCACCUCGGAGGAGAGCAAGGAGAGGCUGGGGAAGAUUGUUGAUCGAAUUGACAGUGAUGGGGACGGCUUUGUCACCACUGAGGAGCUGAAAACCUGGAUCAAACGGGUGCAGAAAAGAUACAUCUAUGAUAAUGUUGCUAAAGUGUGGAAGGAUUAUGAUCGGGACAAAGACGAUAAAAUUUCCUGGGAAGAAUAUAAACAAGCCACCUAUGGUUACUACCUAGGGAACCCUGCAGAGUUUCAGGAUUCUUCAGAUCAUCACACCUUUAAGAAGAUGCUACCACGUGACGAGAGAAGGUUCAAAGCUGCAGACCUCAAUGGUGACCUGACAGCCACUCGGGAGGAGUUCACCGCCUUUCUGCACCCAGAGGAGUUUGAGCAUAUGAAAGAAAUUGUGCUUUUGGAAACUCUGGAGGACAUCGACAAGAAUGGGGAUGGGUUCGUGGACCAGGAUGAGUAUAUCGCGGAUAUGUUUUCCCAUGAGGAGAAUGGCCCUGAACCAGACUGGGUGUUGUCAGAACGGGAGCAGUUUACUGAAUUCAGGGAUCUGAACAAGGAUGGGAAGUUAGACAAAGAUGAGAUUCGCCACUGGAUCCUCCCCCACGACUAUGACCACGCCCAGGCUGAGGCCAGACACCUGGUGUAUGAGUCGGACAAAAACAGGGAUGAAAAGCUAACAAAAGAGGAGAUAUUGGAGAACUGGAACAUGUUUGUUGGAAGCCAAGCUACCAAUUAUGGAGAAGACCUCACAAAAAAUCAUGAUGAACUUUGA